CAGCGCCUUGCGGUACACAGGACACCCAUCCUUUUUUUGUUGUGGGUUGUGGGUUUCCAGUGUUCUAGAUGAAUGUCAGCGGUAGUUUGUUAGAAACCAAAAUGGCGGCCGCCGGCGGAGAAAAAGCUUUUUCUUCUUUUAUGACUGAGGUGAAACAGAUAGAACAGAGGGAUUCUGUUUUAACAAGUGGCCAACAGAUUGAAAGACUCACAAAACCGGGAUCGAAAUACCUCAACCUCAAUCCGUAUGAGGUUUUACAGCUCUUUCCCGAGACACCAGAAGAUGAGGUGAAAAAGCAGUACAGAAAGCUGUCAUUCUUAGUCCACCCUGAUAAAAACAGAGAGGAUGCAGAAAGGGCCCAAAAGGCUUUUGAAGCUGUAAAUGAAGCAUACAAAACAAUUCAAGAUGAAGACAAAAUGAAAAGAAUAAAAGAGAUAUUAGAUGAAGCAAAUGCUAUGGUCAGGGAAAAGAUCAAAGAAAAAAAGAAACAAGCUAAAAAAGACGGUAAAGAGGAAAUAGAGGAGGAUGAUCCCGUAAAGUUCAAGAAAUUUCAUCAUGCAAUCACAGUCAAGCUUUUUGCUGAUUAUGAGAUCAAAAGACAAGCUCAGGAGAAGAAGGAUGCUGAUUUAAGAAAAAGGCAAAGAGAGGAAGAAAUAAAACAGGAGGAGGAAGUAAAGAGGAAAAAGGAAUGGGAGAAACAAUGGGAGGACAGCAGAAAUGAACGUGUAGACAGUUGGAGAAAUUUCCAGUCAACCUCAAAGUCAAGCACUAAAACAAAGAAAAAAGAAAAGAAAGGAAGAACCUCCUUCAAGCCCCCUGCCUUAAAGCCAGAGAGACGCUGAGUUUUAUGUAGAUAAUUGUGAAGAAACAGAACUCUUACCAUUCUUGUUCAAGUUAGAAACCCAGGGUUUUCUGCCUUCCCCUAUCACUGGGGAAGUUGGUAAAAUAGAGGUCUCGUCACAAUCUUGCCACAACUUCUAAUAAAAGUUGUUCCAGAAAGGCUCUUUAUUUUUCUCGUCAAAUUAUAAGGCAAAAACAUGUCACCCUGUUUUUCUGAGGGAGGUUCAGGUUACCUGUACUUUUUAUACUCCCACUGAUCUUGAGAUUUUCUCGUUAUUAGAGUAUCGCUGAUGACUGCAUACUCUACAAUAUCAUCGAUAAGUUAAACCUUUUCUAUUAUGAUAUAGUAUUAUGAUAGUUGCUUUGGAAUCUGAAGGGGAGGUUGUAUUUAUCUUAAAACAAUAGCAUUUUUGCUAGGAAAUCUAGCAUUUUUGUUGACGUGAGGGACCGUUUUAUCCGAUGUAAAGCUGUCAGUGUUCGACGCAAUAAGGUAAUUCUUCGAGAGGAGACUGUUUCUGCUCAUUUUUAGUUUUACACAAAUCAGCUAUUUUUUUUGUAAAUAUCGAAGCAUGUAUGUUCGUGAAAUUAUAUCCAGUCAAAUGUAUUGUAACUAUGUAAACUAUGGAGACGAUGAUGAUUAAUUUUCUAAGAGAAAAAUAAAACAAUUCACAACAAA
Messenger RNA from Nematostella vectensis (starlet sea anemone), 1516 nucleotides. Its product is annotated as dnaJ homolog subfamily C member 8. The record is from RefSeq and is a predicted model, not a curated record. The coding region runs from base 69 to 842 and encodes 257 amino acids. NCBI's taxonomy places the organism in Eukaryota, Metazoa, Cnidaria, Anthozoa, Actiniaria, Edwardsiidae. The transcript has 8 exons. Gene Ontology annotation, cellular component: nucleus.